UAUAAUGAGCUCCGUAUGGAGAAACAGCUUUGUGACGCGGUGAUUAGAGUGGACGGCGUUGAAUUUCACGUGCACAAGCUCAUCCUGUGUAACUGCAGUCCAUACUUCAGAGCUCUCUUCACCCACUGGUCUACCCCAGACAGUCGAGUCUUUGACAUUCCCAAUGUGUCAUCUGACAUGAUGAAGCUCAUCAUUGAGUUUGCCUACACUGGCUUUGUUCCUGUGACACAAGAAAAUACACAAGAGCUUUUUAUAGUGGCCGACCGUUUCAAUGUAACGGGCAUCAUAAAAGCCUGCAACAACCUCAUGGAGGAGCAGCUAACCCCCCAGACCUGCAUCGGCAUCUGGUGGUUAAUGGAAACCUAUUACUACCCCGAACUGAAACACAAGGCCUUCUGCUUCAUGUUGAAUCACUUUGAGGAAGUUGCUGUCACCUCGGAAGAGUUCCUGUUGCUCUCUGAGCAGACACUUGCUGAAAUCAUUGAGAAUGACCAACUCAGUGUGAAGAAGGAGGAGACAGUGUUUGAGGCCAUCCUCCGCUGGAUCGCCUACGUCCCAGAGGAACGCAGAAAGUACAUCUCCCUGCUUUUGUCAAAGGUCAGGCUGGCUUUGAUGAGUCCAGAAUACAUCAUGGAGAGUGUGAAAGACAAUGAAAUGGUGAAGGCGAGUGAAGAGUGUCAACAAAUUCUCCUCGAGACCAUGGAGGUCAUGCUCGAAGUCAGAACAACGAGGUUCUCUGACUCUGUCUUCUAUAAUCCUUUGGCCCGUCCACGCCUGCCCUCUGCCAUCCUGUUGGCCAUUGGAGGCUGGAGUGGUGGAAACCCCACCAAUGGCUUUGAGGCGUACGAUGUCCGUGCAGACCGCUGGGUCAAAGUAACUGAGAUUGAGUGGGCUCCCCGGGCCUACCAUGGCACUGCCUUCCUCAAUGGAUCAGUUUACUGUAUCGGUGGCUUUGACGCCAUUGAACAGUUCAGCACUGCACACAGGUUUGAUCUGGGCACGCACACCUGGCAGGAGGUGGCACCAAUGCAUUCCUGCCGCUGCUAUGUCAGCGUAACUGUGAUGGAUGGGUACAUAUACGCCAUAGGAGGUUAUGAUGGGCAAGAUCGACUUGAAACUGCUGAGCGCUAUGAGCCUAGAACCAACCAGUGGACCUACAUUGCGUCCAUGCACGAUCAGAGGAGUGACGCCAGUUGCACAGCCCUCCGUGGAAAGGUCUACAUUUGUGGUGGCUUCAAUGGGAAUGAGUGCCUGUCAUCAGCUGAAUGUUACAACCCAGAGACCGACCAGUGGACACUGAUUGCCUCUAUGGGAACCAGGCGCAGUGGAAUUGGGUUGAUCGCCUAUGUAGACCAUGUCUUCGCAGUUGGUGGUUUCAAUGGAACCAGCCGUCUGCACACUGCUGAGGCCUACAACCCAGACACCAACACCUGGCACAAUGUGCCCGCCAUGACAAAACCCCGCAGCAACUUUGGCAUCGCAGUGCUUGAUGACCGCCUCUUUGUGGUCGGGGGAUUCAACGGCUUGACCACCAUCCUUGAUGUUGAAUGCUUUGAUAUUGAAACUGGUGAGUGGUCUGAUGUCCAUGACAUGGAGAUCUCCCGCAGCGCCCUGAGCUGUUGCGUGGUGUAUGGACUCAACAACAUAGCCGAGUACGCUGCCGCCCGUUACUCCCUGCAACUCUCCAAUGAGGAGGAUGAAGCGGAGUGA
This is a messenger RNA of Toxotes jaculatrix (banded archerfish), 1710 nucleotides long. Its product is annotated as kelch-like protein 10. The transcript has 5 exons. The record is from RefSeq and is a predicted model, not a curated record. Bases 16 to 1710 code for a protein of 564 amino acids. NCBI's taxonomy places the organism in Eukaryota, Metazoa, Chordata, Actinopteri, Toxotidae. Gene Ontology annotation, molecular function: protein binding.